GACCAUCGUCAUCGGAUCGGCGUGCCAUCGGCAGCGCGGCAGGAAGCGAUCGGCUCGUGGCUGUGCCGCAAACCGUGAGCUCGAACGGCCGCUCGACUGUCGGCUCUCCCCAUGGGCGGAGGACAGCUCGAAGACGCCGCGGCGAGCAGCCGUCGCCAGCAGCAGCCACCAGCCGGGCCGCCGACGUCGGCAGCAGCGGCUGACGCAGCCCUGACGGCCGACGCGCCGGGCCGCGGAGGCCGGGAGGCCGCCAUCAGCCUCGACGGUGACGGCUGCGGCAGUGGCUGGGACGCGCCGCAAGCGACGACCACCACCACCCCCGGCGACGGCAACCACCCGCUGGUCUGGCUGGCCAUCCUCAAGGUGGGCCUCAUGGCGGACCCGGCCUGGUGCUCGGGCGCCAUGCACGAGCGGGCGCGCCGCCUGUGGCUCGCCUUUCACCGGCUGGAACCGCCGGACGGGCAACUCAGACAGAUGGCGGUAGAGGCGGCGCCUCCAUGGGAGCCCCUGGCCGCGACCCUAUGGAAGAGCAUCACGGCUGUGCGCGACCUGUGGGAACAGCAGCCGCCGGCAACGGCCACGCACACAACGCUUGCGGCGGCCGCGCUGUUUCUCUGGCAGGGCUGCACCCAAUGGCCAGCGCACGAGGGCAACCGCCAGAGGGCCAACUGCGGUUGCACCUGCUGUCCCCACCAGGGGCCCUCCUGGUCCGACACCACGCCGCUACGAGCAACUGCCAGCGACUACGAGCUCCCUGCAGACAAGGGUACUCGGUGGCAGAUGGACUACGACUGGGGACUGGGACAGGCGAAGUUACUCCAUGCCGUGUGGGCGACCGGGCCGUGCCCGGCGACCCGCUGCUGCCCGAACCUCGGCAAGCCCUGGCCCUGGGAAGGGGCCGAACUCCUGCUUCCCCUGGUGCUGUCCCACGGCCUGUCCUGGGCCGCCCUGGCGCGUGCCGGAACCGCACCGUGCGCCUGAGCGCUCGCCUCGCGCUCCUCACAUGGCCAACCGGAGGCCCCCGUCCACGGGCAGCACCUGCCCGGUCACGUAGCUGCUGCUUGCCAAAAAAUGCACCGCACGCGACACCUCCUCGGCACGGCCCGGCCGUUGCAGGGGGAUGCGGCCCACCACUGCUUGCAAGUGUUCCGCGCGAGUCAUGCCAGUGUCUAUGAAACCUGCGAAGCAAGGAAGAAAGAAGAAAAAAAAAAGAUUGUCACAUGUGUUUUGUUCAUUGCAAGUGCAUAACAAAUGUGAAAGAAUAUAUAUAUGUAGCAGCGAAAGCCACCUAA
Molecule: messenger RNA, 1292 nt
Organism: Dermacentor albipictus
Lineage: Eukaryota; Metazoa; Arthropoda; Arachnida; Ixodida; Ixodidae
Source: RefSeq, a predicted model, not a curated record